UUUUGCAACGACCCCACUUUUAUUUGCAUCAAACACGACUCUCAAAAAUCUCCGAAGAACCAUUUAUUUUUAUCCGAGUAUCUAGUAUUAUUUACAACGACUACGAAGUUAUUAAGUAAGGCGUGCUUGAUAGUUUCUGUUUCGACACUUUUCUUUUCCCUACAAGAGAUCACUUGUUACAGUUUGCAGCAUCUGUAUGGAUGUGUCAGAGUUGAAAUCGACAGAGUUGAAAUGAUUUGUCAUGCAUAAAAUGGAUACCAGUUGGAAGCCCAAUUUUCAAGCAGCGCGUGACAAAUUUUUGGAGCACCGGAAUCCAAUUUGUCAUGCUGUUUGGGCACAGAAGACUGCUUUUGACAUGCUCUUUUAGCAGCUCUAUCCCAAACCCUAAAUAGGCUCACAAUCUGCCUCACUUGCCAUCCCGGCAAGACAGGCACUCCAUCUCUUGCAUUCUAUGCAUGACAAAUCAUUUCAACUUUGACGAUUUCAAUCCUGACAGUUCCAUAAUCUGUUCUACAAAUAA
Messenger RNA from Amoebophrya sp. A120, 520 nucleotides. NCBI's taxonomy places the organism in Eukaryota, Dinophyceae, Syndiniales, Amoebophryaceae. The record is from the annotation of a GenBank genome assembly.